Messenger RNA from Clonostachys byssicola, 6312 nucleotides. The record is from the annotation of a GenBank genome assembly. Lineage: Eukaryota; Fungi; Ascomycota; Sordariomycetes; Hypocreales; Bionectriaceae.
AUGUCUACAGACGAGCGGCCGUGGGAUGAUGACAUGGUCGUCGUCGAACACACCGACUUGAACGACUCAGACGACUCGGACGACUUCAACGAACCUGUCUCGCCAGAGGCAGAGGCCGAGAUCCGCGAUUGGCUCAAACCAACCAAGUACAACGCUGAGAAUGGCGAGUUCAGGAAACACCAAAGGUCACACCUCGCGGGCACAGGCGACUGGAUUCGCCAGACCGCCUCGUACAAAGAGUGGCACGAUAGCGACGACCAGGGGAUGCUUUGGAUAAAGGGAAUCCCUGGUUCGGGCAAGUCUGUUGUUGCUGCCAGUCUCAUUGAGCGGCUAUCUCAGGAAGAGCAAGUUCCAACCCUGUUCUUCUUUUUCCGCCAGAUCAUCGAUGCCAAUCACGCCCCGGUUGCUCUGCUGCGAGACUGGCUGGACCAGGUCUUGAGUUACUCUCCCCCCCUUCAGAAUCGAUUGAAGAAGGAGUACAUCGAUAAGAAUCGGGGUAUUGAUGAUGUAUCUAUGAACGAUAUGUGGGGCGAGUUAAGGCUGGCCUUUGGCACCAUACCUAAGGCCUUCUGCGUGGUUGACGCCCUAGACGAGAUGGACAAGGGAAACGAUGAGUUUCUCAAGGCUCUUGCAGAUCUUGGCAGAUGGAGACCUUCAAAUGUCAAGGUCAUCGUUACAAGUCGCCCCGUGCCUGCAGUGGAGAAACCGCUCCAGCAGAUUCCAAUGCUUCAUAUUCGCCUGGACGAAAGCCACGUGGAUGUGGACAUUGCAACGUACGUGGAAUACUGCCUCAAAAACUCGUCUAUUCCGGAAAAUCACCACGACGAGAUAAAGAAGGCAGUUCCCGGGAGGGCAAAUGGAUUGUUUCUCUACGCCAAGCUGGCGAUGGAUGCCUUUAGAGAGAAGGGAGCAGAUGUGGCUCAUGUCCUGGAAAGGCUUCCCCUUGAUCUCAAUGUCAUGUAUACCAACCUGUUGCGCGAACAUGGUAAGAACUCUGGAGUUCCCCAUCAAUUGCAACUCCUGAUUCUGUGCUGGGUCACACAUGCCUCCCGCCCACUUCGGCUCCUCGAGAUGGCAGAAAUGAUCAACGUGACGCAACAGUCAGAGUUCACCGGCGAUUUCAAAGGUCUCAAGAGCCUUGUGCGUGCGGCAUGUGGCCCACUUCUGGAGAUAUUGCCCGACGAGACCGUGUGUGUUAUCCAUCAUUCGCUGACCGAGUUUCUGAACGGUUGGACGCGCGAGCCCGGGACGCUACGAGCAGAGCUAGUUGAGGAAGAACAAUUUCCUGUUCUCAGCGCAGGGCCUACUCAUACUCAGCUUGCGCGAGUAUGUAUCGACUAUUUGCUGUAUUCAAAAUGCCUGGAAGCUGUCAAAUUAGAUCUGGUUCAAGAUGGUCCGCCUAGCAACAACGGUCGUUCCGGCAAAGACGAGACGCCAGCAGUCAACCAUGAAAUCCGCUCAGAAUAUCCAUUCCUAGCUUACUGUUUGGAUAAUUGGCAUGUGCAUUGGAGAAAAGCCGAGAAAGACCUCGUUAUCCCAGAAGAUCUCCUUUCUGCAGUCGACCAUCUUCUCUCAGACAGAAAUGGCUCUGCAUUGCGAAGGUUGACGGACCCGAAGACGAAGGAUCAAUCAUCGUUGCACUUGGCAGCUCGUUUUGGGCUUGGGCAGUAUGUCUCAAGACUGUUAGAAAAGAAUAGCAUUGAAAUAGACUCCCUAGACGAGAGAGGGGAUACUGCCAUGCUCUAUGCCUCCAAGGCCGGGCAUGCUAGUGUUGUCAAGUUGCUGCUGGCCCAUGGCGCCGAGGCUGAUAAGCCCUCUGAAUAUGAUGGCCUCAAGCCGCUUCAUGUCGCGGCGAAAAAUAACCACGGGGAAGUUGUGAGAUUACUUCUCGCUGCUGGCGUGAGCCCCUUGACAGGAAAGACCAAGGAAGAUCCUGAUUUUUAUGGAGGAGGAGAUCCUGGCACUACGGGUGAGACACCACUUGAGUACGCUGCCAAAGGAGGGCAUGAAGAUGCUGUUAGGGCCUUUCUACCUUUUAUUAAGGAAACGGAAACGGUCAGCCGUGCACUUGCAUGGGCAGCUUAUGCGGGCCAUACUGCUUGUGUCAGGAUCAUCUUAUCCCAUGAGCUUGUCGAUGUGAAUGCCCGUGUUCGUGGCGAUACUCUGCUCUUCAUAGCUGGUGAGAGAGGGGAUGUUCACAGCAUGGUCCUGCUACUUCAGGCUGGUGCCGAUCCAUCAAUUCGGUCUCGGGGAAGGUACAGCAGCAUAUGGUACGACGAAGAGGAGGAAAAAGAGGAAGCGGAUCCUGUGACCGGUCUCACGCCAUUGCAUGCUCUGUGCGGUGUAAUGGACCGCGCUACACUUAACGGAUGGAAACGCGUCUUCCAACCAGAUCAUGUUCGACAAUUGCUGACAAUGAUGGUGGAAUCUGGGGCAGACUUGAAUGCCAAAACAGAGAGUGGAUGGGCCGCGAUCCUCGGAGCGACGAGGGAGUAUCCAGAGCUGGUACGUCCGCUGCUCGAAGCCGGGGUCGAUGUAGCUAUCACCAACAGUAUUGGAGAGAACGUACUGCAUGGAUGUAGAGACCCAGACGUCGUGCAAAUGCUUGUUGAGCUUGGAAACGCCGACAUAAAUCAAGUCUCAACCGACGAAGGAAUGACCCCUUUUCUCCAGGCCGCCAAGACAAACGAUGUCGCGCUUAUAAAAAAGCUGGCCGAGCUGGGAGCCGACGUGACAGCUACAGACUACUAUGGCCGUGGAGCUCUUCACCUUUUAUUCGACGGUGGAGCUCACUUUGGAAUAUUCCCCAGUUCCCGUAACAAGCUCAAAAGAACAGAGGAGGGAAGAUUUGAGAUCGUGAAGGCUCUGUUGGACCUUGGCGUUCCUGUGAACAAGCAGGACAACUACGGACAAGUUGCUAUGCAUGGGAUCAUACACUCAUUUCACUUACAUCGGGGAUGUUGGGAUGGCGGAUUUGAACAGAUAAUCCGGGCUAUGCUUGCUGCGGGAGCCGACCUCAAUAAACAAGAGUACAUGGGCUUGACGCCGCUUACCCUCUUGGUGAAGAACGCAAAAGGGGAAGACACCGUUGAAGCAGUACGCCGGUUUGUUGCGCUUGGUGCCGAUCCCCUUAUCUACGACUGCCAUGGACGGAAUCUCUUGCACUACUGCCCCCCGAAAGAAGAGGAGCUGAAAGAUUGUUUGAUCGAGAUGGGUUGCAGCCCGGACAACUGCGAUGACGACGGGAACCCGUUGAAAUGGGGGACUCACCAUGUCAACAAGAAGGGCCGAACACAUCUUCACCUCCUGGCGUCAAGUGAUAACUGGACGUUUACAGGCUAUUCUUACCUAGCCGCUCCGCUCUCGGAAUAUCCAAACAUCGACUGUGAAGACAACGACGGUAUCAGGCCCCUUCAUCUGGUAUGUAGAAAGGACGAAUGGGAGGUCAGGGCUCUCCUCAACGCCGGCGCCAGCCCUACCAAGCCUACUAAGGGCGGAGUCACGCCAAUUCAUGUCGCCGCACGGUUCAGAAUGCCGAACAUUAUCGGAUUGCUGCUCGAAGUCAUCGAGAAACAAAGCGGAAAGGAGGCUGUUGCUCGCCACCUCAACUCGUCAUGGCGGCCGGAAAAAGCAAGGCUGUCCAAGGGGGUUCCCUCGGCGCUCCAUUUUGCGUGCUGUUCUGGCCUCCCGGAAUCCGUUGCGUUGCUCUUGGAGGCGGGUGCUGAUCCGAACCUCUACAUCGAACGCUUUCUUACUCCCCUCUACUAUUGUACGAAAUUCGAGGAAGAAGAGAAGCUAUGGGAAGAAGCGAGGCUAGGCGACUCAUCAUACCGCGACCCUCAUGAGGUGCCGUUCCGAGAUCCAUUUGGAAUUGCAUUGGAUGACAAGGCUCGGGUUAAAUAUCGAGACGAGAAGCUAGUCUCUAAUCUUGAUGAGGUGCUUGAUCUGUUGGUUUUGCAUGGUGCUAGCAUGGAAACGGGCGCCCACCCGUUCUCCGGGUUGGACGGGGCGAUCAUUGCUAGUGAAGGGCAAGAUUACACCACAGAGUGUUUGUUUAAACUGAAACAGCGCCUGGAAGCAAGCACUGAAAAUACAGAUAUCGGUGGUGGCGAUUCCAUGGCAUUACCGCCAGUAGAGGAGUAUGUGGAAAGCCUGAUGAAGGGGUCAAGGUUCGAGAAGGUUGGUCUAGCCUACCCCUUGAUGUCGUCCAUCUACAGGCGUUCAGCUACCAGAAAAGCGUUUCUUUUUGCGGAGAAGGAGGGAUACGAGACGGAUGAUGUUCUGCAACUGAUCGAGGAUCAUCAGUGGGACUCACUCCGACACAUGGCUAGGCACGAUCCCGGUUUCUUUGGGCGAUAUGAUUUUGGGAGGUCUCACUUCACGGAGCUUAUAAGGUCAGGGCUUCACAAACUAGUUGGAGAGAUUAUCACGAAUGACGGCCUCGUUGAGAUGGAGGAAAGCCAAGAGAGAACAGUGCAGAGUUUGCUCGCUGGGAAGGGAGGGGCCGAGCCCGGCCAGAAUGAUACUGCUCCGGUAUGCCUGUUGAGAGCUUGCGAACGACGGUUGCCAAAUAUGCCAAUGCUCCGGCUGUUGGUUGAAAAGAUGGGGGCCGAUAUUAACGCCCAAAAUGCCGUGUAUACAGGCACGCUGGGGAACUGCACUUGGAAGAAAGGAUCCAGCGCACUCCAUGAACUGGCACGCGGUUCGAGAUGGUGGCAUCAUGCUCAGGGCUUGAAGUAUCUCAUUGAGCGUGGGGCCGAUCUUGAAUUAAGAGACACGCAAGGAAGAACCCCUCUGCACCGUGCACUGGCACAUAGCAUGACAGCUGCUCGGAUCUUGGUCGAAGCUGGUGCGGAUGUCAACGCAGUGGAUGACUCGGGCAAAACCUGUCUUGCAUACGCUGGCAACGACCCUGGAGCGCUCAAGCUUCUCGUCAGUCACGGGGCGGUAGUGAAAGUGGCUGAUUUGUUUCAGGCUACUUGGAACCGCAACUCUGAGGCCAUUGAUGCCCUUUGCGCGGUGGUAGACCCCAACACGCGGCUGUCCAAGGCGGAAUUAGAGUCGUUAACAAUGCCUUGGAACACUGGCUUUAGUGCCCAGAGUUAUUUGGUAGACGAUGAUCAGGUUUACUCACUAUUCCUGGCAACCUCCCGCAACCUCGUUCAUGUUCGAAUAGAAUACGGCCAUGUUGACCGGCCGAAGAUGAAGAAUUGGUUCUUGCCUGUUAUCGAGGGUCUUCUUAAAAACGGCGCUGAUCCAUUUGUGACGUAUCAGAAACGCCGAAAAGAGGAUUUGAAGGCGGAAAACCCAUCGACAACAGAGGUAACACUAUUGCACGAUAUAUUGGAGGAGGGAGCGUUGACGGAACCCAUUCUCCUUAUGCCAAAUCUCGACCUUGAGCGCCGUGACGCAAAGGGACGCACUCCACUGCUAGCAGCUUGUCGAAGCCGGAUCGGACCAGACACCAGCAUGGAUGCGAUAAAUCCAAAGUAUCAAUUCGAGCCGCGGCGUAGCGCUGCGGACUUGUUCACGAAAAAGCCCUCGAUCGUCAAGUUUCUCGUCGAUAAGGGUGCUUGUGUUACACAGACUGACAAUGAUGGGAUGAAUGCGCUCCACCACAUCCUUCAAGCUAGACCCAAGGGCGGCCAUGAUACCUUGAAGCUCUUGCUAUCUGUAGCGCCUGAGCUAUCACAGCAGGUCGAUGUUUUGGGUGGUUCGCCCCUGCAGUAUGCGUUGCGCAGGAGCAUCUCUCAUCAGGCUCCGGAUACGCAAUCUAUUCGGAUGCUCCUUGACGCAGGAGCUGAUCCCUCUCUGCCAGACUCAACUGGAAACACAGCACUGCAUUAUCUGGGGAUGUGGCUGGCAGACAAAGGGGAAACAGACAAUAUGGCUGAGCAGCCUUGCGAGUUGUUCAAGCGUCUUAUCGCGUGCGGCUUGGACGUCAAUAGUCGUAAUAACAAAGGAGAGACACCCUUGUUUUUAUUCAUGCUAUCUCAGGGUGUAGACCGAGGAAAUGAGAAGAACAAUGGAGAGUUUGAGCGACAGAGCCAAGCAAUCCGUACGCUCGUUGAUGCUGGGAGCGAUCUAUUCACUACAAACAAUGCAGGGGACACCCUGCUUCAUGCUGUUGCAGCUAGCAGCAAGAGCCUACAAAAUGGAGGAACAGGAGAGCUUAUGAUUGCACGCUUCAAAUGGCUACUCGAGCAAGGAUUGGAUCCGACGAUAGAGAAUGUUAGGCAUCAGACUUGCCUGGACGUGGCAGCGGUCAACGAAAACGACCUGAUCUUGAAACUCUUUGAAAGGAAGCAAUGA